Molecule: messenger RNA, 1853 nt
Organism: Leptopilina boulardi
Lineage: Eukaryota; Metazoa; Arthropoda; Insecta; Hymenoptera; Figitidae
Product: tubulin alpha-1D chain-like
Exons: 6
Coding region: 117-1460 (447 amino acids)
Biological process (GO): mitotic cell cycle; microtubule cytoskeleton organization
Cellular component (GO): cytoplasm; microtubule
Molecular function (GO): structural constituent of cytoskeleton; GTP binding
Source: RefSeq, a predicted model, not a curated record
CAAAAGAAUGUUGUACUAGUCAUUUUUUUUCAAUGUGUGGUGUUAAUUUUUUUUUUUGUGUCAACAUCGUUCGUUCAUCUCAAAUUGCUUAAAUUAAUAAAAACAUCUAUUUUAAAAUGCGUGAAGUCCUUUCAGUUCAUAUUGGCCAAGGAGGUGUGCAAAUAGGCAAUGCAUGCUGGGAAUUGUAUUGCCUUGAACAUGGAAUUCAACCGGAUGGCAUGCUUCCUUCCGAUUCUUGCACAAAUGAUGAGGGAUUUCAAACAUUUUUCAGUGAAACUGCAGGCGGAAAAUAUGUGCCGAGGGCAGUUUUUCUCGAUUUGGAACCAACUGUUAUUGACGAAGUAAGAACGGGAACAUAUAAUAAAUUAUUUCAUCCUGAACAAUUGAUAUCGGGUAAAGAAGAUGCAGCUAAUAAUUAUGCUCGAGGCCAUUAUACAUUGGGAAAGGAAAUGAUCGAUUUGGUAUUGGAUAGAAUACGAAAAACUGCCGACAUGUGUAAUGGUUUGCAGGGUUUUCUCAUUUUUCAUGCAUUUGGCGGUGGCACUGGAUCGGGUUUGACAUCAUUGCUAAUGGAACGUCUCUCGGUUGACUAUGGAAAAAAGGCAAAAUUGGAAUUUGCAAUUUAUCCAUCGCCACAAAUAUCAACUGCCGUCGUUGAGCCAUAUAAUGCAAUUCUCACCACACAUACAACACUCGAACAUUCUGAUUGUGCAUUUCUCGUUGAUAAUGAAGCAAUAUACGAUAUUUGCCGACGUAAUUUGGAUAUUGAGAGGCCAACUUAUACAAAUUUAAAUAGACUUAUCGGUCAAAUUGUCUCUUCAAUCACGGCGUCAUUAAGAUUUGAUGGUGCAUUGAAUGUUGAUUUGACUGAAUUUCAAACAAAUUUGGUUCCCUAUCCAAGAAUUCAUUUUCCACUUGCCACGUACGCGCCAAUUGUUUCGUGCGAAAAGGCAAAUCAUGAACAAUUAACAGUCAUGGAAUUAACAUCGGCGUGCUUUGAGACUGCUAAUCAGAUGGUAAAAUGUGAUCCAAGAAAAGGAAAAUACAUGGCUUGUUGCCUUCUUUAUAGAGGCGAUGUUGUGCCAAAGGAUGUUAAUGCCUCAAUAGCGACAAUAAAAACAAAACGUGCCAUACAAUUUGUCGAUUGGUGUCCUACCGGUUUUAAGGUUGGAAUUAAUUAUCAACCCCCGACUGUUGUACCUGGAGGAGAUUUGGCAAGGGUCCAACGAGCAAUGGCAAUGCUUGCAAACACAACAGCUAUCAUGGAAGCUUGGACCCGAUUAAACAGAAAAUUUGAUCUUAUGUUCUCGAAACGAGCAUUCGUUCACUGGUAUCUGGCAGAGAGUAUGGAUGAAACGGAAUUUAAUGAAGCACGCGAGGAUUUGGCAGCUUUAGAAAAGGACUAUGAAGAAGUUGGCAUGGAUUCGACAGAAGGUGAAGAAGGCGAGGACGAAAUGUGAAAAAAUUUUAGAAUGUGUGUCUGUGUGUAUAUACUGCAAAAAAAAUUGACAUUUACUUCAAAGGAUAGUCACAAUUCACUAGGAUCUCCAAUUUCGCAAUAGAGAUGAACGAACAGUCCAAACCACAUUUUAUUUCACCUGACACUUUAUUUUACCUGUUCUUUUUUUUACCAAUUUUGUACAAGUUUUUUUCUAAACCCCUUCCCUUUUUUUAUAUAUACUCUUUUUGUAACAAGUGCCAUUUAAAAAGAAAAUCUAUAUUUCUCUUUAAUUGACACAAUUUUACAAUGAUUUUUAUAUAUACUGUUGUCUUUUUAGUAUUUAUAUACGUAUAUGUAUAUUUAAUGUGUUUUGGAGAAAAAAUAUAUUUUUUUAUCAUUUACCAAAAAAGAA